Ooceraea biroi (clonal raider ant) is the source of this 2483-nucleotide messenger RNA. Its product is annotated as odorant receptor 43a. Gene Ontology annotation, molecular function: olfactory receptor activity; odorant binding. The record is from RefSeq and is a predicted model, not a curated record. Lineage: Eukaryota; Metazoa; Arthropoda; Insecta; Hymenoptera; Formicidae. Gene Ontology annotation, biological process: sensory perception of smell; detection of chemical stimulus involved in sensory perception of smell. Gene Ontology annotation, cellular component: plasma membrane.
AUAAAAUUGUAAUUAAACUUAUUAAAAGAAACAUAAAUAAUCUUCUAUAAAGCAAAAUCUAAUUAGAUAUCCUCUUAGUAAUAUAAGAAACAAAUCGUCUUACAUUUCUAGCAUAUCUUUCAACUAUCAAUCACAAUGAUUUCUUUCAUUGCUUCUAAUAUUAAAUGUAAAAUAACCAUAAUCAGAAAAUAUAUAAGGUUUGCACAACACGUUUCUAAAAGAAUUAUAUUUAUGACAGCAAAGAAUAUACGUUGUUUUUCGUUAAGACUUAGGAUAAUUAUAAAGGUAAAUAAUGUUGUCUAAUUAUUUAAUUAUGUUGUUGUACAUAAAUGUUAUAUAAGUGAUUUCUCUAUAGUAUUAGAGUUAUAUUGUCUUUUUCAUACAUUGUGACAUAUUACGAACUUGUAUCUCUUCUACGUAGUGAAUCGAUGCUAAUGCGUGAGAAAACUGCAAAUGCGAUGCGUGACAUUGAACCCAAUUGCUUAGCGAUAUAGUGGUACGUAAUUUUUUUGUCGGCAUUAGUUCUCAUACGAUCGCAUGGAAACUAGUUUGAAUAUUUAAUAGGUUUGAAAAGAACGCUUUUAAGAAGUUUCUGCAUAUGCGAUGUAAAUGCUCUGUAUUGAAUGCGAGGUAACAUCGGUUCAUGCAGGAAGAGAAACCAUCAGUUUUUCGCUAACCUUCGAUAUGGGUGCUUCAAAAUACUCCGGACGAAAUGACUUCGAAUGGGCAGUGAAAUUGAAUCGUGCGGGUUUGAAUUUGGUUGGGAUAUGGCCUGAUCCGGAAGAAAAUCCCAGAGAAAAAUUAAUGAGCAAUAUACGUGUAUUCGUUACAUUUCUGCUGGUGAUAAGUUUAUUGGUGCCUUCUAUACAUUCAUUGAUUAAAACUCAUUCUGAUAUCAUGCUGACAACAGACAAUUUACAAUAUACUUUACCGGCUCUUAGCACUAUUAUAAAACUCCCAAUAUUUUGGUGGAAAAAAAAAGCACUUGCCUCGAUCAUAAAGAUGAUUGUCGAAGACUGGUUAAAGUCAAAAACCAUCUAUGAAAAAAAUGCGAUGAUGAAAUGGGCGCUACGUGCACGUAUUAUUAUUACAUGCACGUAUCUUGUAAUAGUGUUGGCAUUCAUACUGCUUUUUGGCAUGCCUAUUAUCGGAAAAUCAAUGGCAUUGACUCCGAAUAUCACUGAUUCCGGCAAAUCAAUGCUCAUGCCAACCUAUUACAUUUAUGAUGUAACGAAGAAACCGCAGUAUCAAUUAACACUUAUUAGUCAAUGCAUCUCUCUCAGUACUGGUGCAGUGAUUUAUACAGGAAUCGAUAACUUUUUUGGACUAUGUGUUUUUCAUAUUUGCGGACAAUUGAAUAUUAUGAGGAGUCGUCUCAAACAUAGUCACGGAAAUUUUCGUACCGUAUUGAAGAAUAGUGUGAUAUAUCAUAUUCGAUUGCUCAGAGCUAUAAAUACUAUAGAAGAUACGUACAGUGUGAUCCUUUUAAUAUUGUUUGUAUAUUUUGGAAUAAUGUUUGCAUUCUGCGGAUUCCUAUUAAUUACUCUAUUUGAAGUCGAAGAGAACAAUGUAUCGUUCACGCGUUUGUUAUUUCUUUUCCUUAUUAUUAUCUCUAUGCUCGUACAUAUGGGUAUUUAUUGCGCAGUUGGCGAGGCACUAAUAUCUGAAUGCAAUGGAAUUUAUUAUGCGGUCUACGAUUUCGAAUGGUACUAUUUGGAUCCAAAAGAAGCGAAGGAUUUAAUCCCAUUUAUUAUUAAAGUUAGUGAGCCUGUAUAUUUCACUGCUGGAAAAGUAUUUCCAGUGACAAUGGCUAUGCUUUGCAAUUAUGGACAUCCUAAGAGAGAGGACGUGUUACAAAGCACGUCUAGAUCGAACAACUAGAAAUGUCACAAUAGCAAGUCCGCAAACACGAAGCAAACGUCGAUAAAUAGAUGUCAAGGGUGAAAAACAUUGUCAAUGGCAGAUAAGACUGUCAUACACGGAGUUCAAAUUUUCAGUAUCAUUCUGUAAAUUAAUUAUGUUGUCAAACAUGUUUAUAAAAAACAUUUCAGCAAUUUGUCUCGUAUGCCAGUGCUUUCUUUGUGCAACACAAUCGGAUUUGAUCAAUCAAAAUCAUGAUUGCCAGAAAGACGAUGUUCAGUCACUACGGAAUAGGUUUUUGAACUUCGAUUAAUGUUGCGUCUAUGUUCACCAAUUCUAGUUUCGAGUCUUGUGCUUUGUAACAUGUCCUCUCACCUAGGAUGUCCAUACUGUAAAGUUCAGUUCAUAUGUUAAUUUUGUAACAUCGUCACUUGAUAAGGACCACAACCCGCAUGGUCGAAACGUAGUUUGUGAAUAAAGAAGUUUCUUGCCAGUUUGGUCGCUUCAUUUCUAAUUCAUUCACUGGCGCAUAGAAAACUGAUAAAGACAUCAGCCGGGUACAUAUCCGUUUUACUCGCAACGAAGAGGAAUUAAAAUUUCAUUUAAGAAUAAAUUCUUUCUAG